Messenger RNA from Cuscuta europaea, 1973 nucleotides. The record is from the annotation of a GenBank genome assembly. Lineage: Eukaryota; Viridiplantae; Streptophyta; Magnoliopsida; Solanales; Convolvulaceae.
CUUCUAAACACCUCUCCCUCACCCCAUUUGAACUAAAAGGUUAAGGAGGAAGGGAGAGCCGCACAACCCAAGAAAAAGGAAGAAGAAGGAGAGCUGACCACAUGGAUUCAUUCCAUUUCGUGGAGCUCACUGUUUGCGUUGUAUCUUGAGAAAUACACAUCCAAUCGAGGCGUGUGAGGUGCCAAAAGAAACAUCUCCAAAAGAGGAAUCCAUAGAGGUGCGGUUUGUGUCAAAAUGAGCAGUUUAAGGCCUCCAAAUCAUCCGAACAGAACGCAACCAAUACAUUUUUGGUAUUCAAAGUUAGGGAACAAAUUCGCCGGAAAACACCCGUUCUAGGGACUGUUUUCAUGUCGACGUUUAGGGGUUGAGCUAGCACUGUGAGGAGGCUUCAUAACACUCAAUUUUAAGCAAGGAAUCAAUUCUUAAACCACCUUGGCCGAAGCUUUGACCAUUGGAUCAAGAAAGAAAAAUUUAAAGCUCAUUUAAGUUAUGGAUGCCAUCCGGCCAUUCCAUGCACGUGAAUUCCAACUUCUCUACGACUGUCUCUUCCUCCCCAAAAACUCCGAAGCUCCAUUAAUAGACAAAGAAGCUUUAGAAAUUUCUCCUGGAUUAACUAAGUAUUGGAUCCCGGAAUGUGAUGAAUCAUUUAAACCAAAGCUUGACAUGGUAUUCAAAACCCUCGAGGAUGGUAUUGAAUUUUAUAAGCAAUAUGCAGCUUGUUGUGGCUUCGAUUCUCGUAUUGGUUCUCAAACUAAGCAUCGCCGGCCGAGGACGAACACCAUUGUGUGGAAAUAUGUUGUGUGCAAUAGAGCUGGUUUCAAAAAUAUUGCUAAAGUCAAUCCUCCAGAAACUAGUCAUGUUAUGCCUUUUAGUGUUGUUAGUGAUGAACACACUGAAUGUUCAAAUGAUGAUGCAGAGGCUCACGUUUUUCCAGAGCAUCCAGAAUCCUCCCAUGCUAUUCCCGACACCGAAAAAAAAACAGAGGCGUCACCGUGUAUCAAACCGUGUUGGCUGUAAAGCACAUAAGAUUAUUACGUUAUUUGAAGAGCGCCACAAUCAUCCUAUGUCGUCUCUUGAUGCCAGACCGUUUCUUAAAGUAAACAGGAAGCUUGAUCUUGGUCAUCAAAAGUUUGUUCUCAAUUGUGCAAAGGCUAAUAUAGGAACUAUGAAAUCAUACCGACUGUACAAGGAAACUGUUGGAGGAUAUUGCAAUAUUGGUGCAACGACGGUUGAUUUCAAGAACUUUAAGCGAGAUUUGAAGGCAUAUAUUUCCGGCGUGGAUGCUCAAAUGCUAAUUGAUAAGCUUUUCGGAAGCAAGAAAUUUGUUCAGCAUAUAUUUUUGAGUAUGACGUUGAUGAGAGUGAUUUUUUUGAAGAUGUGCUUUUUUCGAUGCUACAUAUGGGACUAACAGAUACAAUAUGGUUUUUGCACCUUUCACCGGUGUCGACAAUCACAAAAAAUGUGUCACAUUUGGUGCCGGUCUUCUAUUUAAAGAAGACAUUGAAUCAUAUUUUUGGUUGUUCCGUUGUUUUCUAAAUGCAAUGGGACACGCACCUAAGUGUAUCGUUACUGAUCAAGACCCGUCUAUAAUUUUCUGAGACAACUACAUGACUAUGACUAAAAUAAAGAUUGUUUGUGAAACAUGACCUCUUAAAUGUAGUGACUAUAGUAGUUACUUUUUCACGUAACUUAUAUUCAAUUUUCACAUCAUGUGACCAUGACAUUAUAUCCAUAUUAAUUUUAGUCCUGUUUUUGUAAAUUACUUUUAUUUCAGCAAUUUUUUGUAAAUAGUUUUUAUUUCAGGAAUAGUUUUAAAAUAUUUCUAAUUUUUUCUUUAAUUUAUAAAUAAAAGAUAUUUUAAAUAUUUUUUUCUAUAAUUAAACAAAUUCAGCCAGUGUGGUCGCUUCAAUUAAACUUUGUCAAAUUGAACAGAUUGAAUCAAUUCAAUCAAUUUCAAUAUAACUAACAGGCUA